This is a messenger RNA of Syngnathoides biaculeatus (alligator pipefish), 1818 nucleotides long. Its product is annotated as kelch-like protein 40a. Gene Ontology annotation, molecular function: protein binding. The record is from RefSeq and is a predicted model, not a curated record. Lineage: Eukaryota; Metazoa; Chordata; Actinopteri; Syngnathiformes; Syngnathidae. The transcript has 6 exons. Bases 1 to 1818 code for a protein of 605 amino acids.
AUGGCUGCUCUACCUAUAGACCCGAUAGCGCAGCCUCGGAUGUACCAGCAAACGCUCCUUCAAGAUGGAUUGUGUGACCUCUUGGAAAAUGACAAGUUUGUGGACUGUGUCCUCAAAGUUCAGGACAAAGACUUCCCCUGCCACCGCUUGGUUUUAGCAGCCAGUAGCCCCUUCUUCAAAGCCAUGUUCCUGUCUGACCUGGAGGAGAGCAAGGCACGUGACGUGGUCCUCAAUGAUGUUGAGCCUGGAACAAUGGGGAUAAUCUUGCGCUGCCUCUACACCUCUGACAUCAAUUUGACGGAACAGAACGUCCAGGACAUCUUCAUGGUCUCUAACAUGUACCAGAUUCCAUCCAUCUUUUCUGUUUGUGUAUCCUAUCUUCAAGAGAAGCUGGUGCUAGGCAACUGUUUGGCUAUCUUCAGGCUGGGGCUGCUCUUGGACUGUCCUAGGCUUGCCUCAACUGCUCAGGAGUUCAUCUGUGAACGCUACCAGGUUGUAAUCAGAGACCAGGACUUCCUGCAACUCACCGCAACUGAGCUGGCCCUCAUCAUCAACUCAGAUGCACUUAAUGUGGAGCGGGAAGAACUGGUCUUUGAAUCACUGAUGGACUGGGUCGGAUACAAUGAAAAAGAAAGGGUAAAGGAAUUGGCAGAUUUGUUGCACUGCAUCCGCUUCAGAUUAAUACCUUUGGAGUACUUUAAAGAAAAAGUGGAACUCCAUCAAUAUAUCCAGUUUAACCAAGACAUCAAGAAAGAGUUGGAUCUGGUUAAGGAUGCUUAUAAAGGUCGUCUCCCAAAGCCAAAGUCUGAAAGAACAGAGGGAGAAGGAAGUGAGGAGGAUGAGGAGGGUUAUCAGCCUGGAAUACUCAACAACAACCCUCGUUUUGGGAUGUUUGAGAUGGAUUUGCUACUUAUGAUCAGUGAAACGGGGACCAUGGCCUAUGAACCAGUGGAAAAUGAGUGCUUUGUGGUGUCAGACUCUAGAGAAAUUCCAAAGAAUCACUGUAGUCUGGUAACUAAAGAGAACCAGGUGUUUGUUGUGGGCGGGCUUUUUUACAAUGAGGAGAACCAAGAUGAACCCUUCAGCUCUUACUUCUUACAGUUCGACCCAGUAAGUUCAGAAUGGUUAGGAAUGCCUUCACAACCCAGCCCUCGGUGCUUGUUUGGAAUGACAGAAAUAGAGAAUUCCAUCUAUGUUGUUGGCGGCAAGGAAUUGAAGGAAGGGGACCACGUUCUGGAAUCAGUCAUGAUCUAUGACAGACAGUCAUUCAAAUGGGGAGAAUCGGACCCUCUUCCUUAUGCUGUGUACGGCCAUGGAACUGUGUCACACAAAGGGCUUGUCUAUGUUAUUGGAGGGAAAUCGGAAAGCAAGAAGUGCCUGAGGAGAGUCUGUGUCUACAACCCCACUAAAUUUGAGUGGAAGGACUUGGCCCCCUUAAAGACAGCCCGCUCUCUGUUUGGUGUUGAAGUCCACCAGGACCAGAUCUUUGUUGUGACAGGGGUUACAGAUACAGGUCUCACCAGUUCUGUGGAGGUCUAUGACAUAGCCAGGAACAUCUGGUCUGAGUUUACAGAGUUCCCUCAGGAGCGCAGUUCCCUCAGUCUAAUGGCCAUGGGGGGCUUCCUGUAUGCCGUGGGGGGCUUUGCCAUGAUGCCCAGUGAAACCAGUGAGGAGCCUGUCCCAACAGAAAUGACUGACAUCUGGAGAUAUGAUGAGACAGAGAAGUGCUGGAGUGGGAUUCUACGAGAGAUUAUCUAUGCAGAGGGAGCCACCAUUGUUCCAGUCCGUCUCAACACUCUGCGCUUCAACAAACUAUAA